CCUCUGCAUUUCACACAUCCUUUAAUGCCAAUGGAGAAACUUAACCUGUUAUGCCUUUGAUUAACAGAAACCAUGAUUAUCCUGGAGGAAACCCACCCACACACAAGGAGGACAUGCAAAUGCUGCACAGAAAUCCUAUCAAACUUUGGAAAAAAUCAAGUACAGGGAUUGCCAAGUGGUAGCUCAGGAGAUUCCAGUAGCUCUCUGCCCCCUUCUAAGUAGCUCCCCAAGGGAUUUCUGAAUCAUACGUGUUAUGCUGACUAACUAAAAUUUGAUAAAACACCAUUGUAAAAGAAUAUGUUUCAUAGGCAUCUACCUGUAUCCCAUCUAAGGCCGUGGCUCUUAUUUACUCAAUCUCAUGCAGCCACUAAAAUCAGUAACUCUCUGACAUUUUUAUUCUGUAAAGGAGCCCACUGGAGGAAAAGCUUGGAGAACCCUGAUCUAGUACUUUCGAGCACUGGGAUGGAUGACAUAGACGUGAUGUUCAGUCACUUGCUCGAGGAGAUGGAUGAUCUGACUCAGAGCCUGGUCCAGUCGGCGGACACUGCCGCUGAUGCACAGACUAACUCCUCUGGAGCUUCAGAUCUCAAUGAGCCUCUGAAUAACUUGGAUAAAUCAGAGUCAGAUCAUCUUUUGGCUCAACCAGAAGAAACUCUGCCAGUAGACAACCAAACUGCUCCAUCUGACCCACCUCUUCCUUCAGCAUCGUCUGUUACAUUAGCAUCACCAACAACUCUUGCAAUGCUCAAACUUGAACCAAUGGAAGUUCAAAAUGAAUCGCCAGCACCAAAACUCACAAUGCCGCAAACAGCAAACAAUGAAAAGCCACCCCAAACAAUUAUAAAGGUGUGGAUGUCAGAUGGCAGUACCAAGACCUUGAUGGUGGAGGGGACACAGACAGUAAGAGACGUUCUGGACAAACUGUUUGAGAAAACUUACUGUGACUGCGCCACAGAAUGGAGCCUGUGUGAAAUCAACCAGGAACUGCACGUCGAGAGGAUUUUGGAGGACCAUGAGUGUUUUGUGGAGUCUCUCUCAAUGUGGUCAAGUGUGACUGACAACAAACUGUAUUUCCUGAAAAGACCUCAGAAAUAUGUGAUCUUUACACAGCCCCAAUUCUUUUACAUGUGGAAGAGGUCAAGUUUGAAAGCCAUAUCUGAGCAAGAGCAACAACUUUUACUUAAGGAGAACUUUGGAGGUUUGACAGCUGUAGUUCCUGAUCUUGAAGGCUGGUUGUACCUAAAGGAUGAUGGGAGGAAAGUGUGGAAGCCACGUUACUUUGUGCUCAGAGCAUCAGGGCUCUACUAUGUGCCCAAAGGAAAGACCAAGUCUUCCAGUGACUUGGCCUGCUUCGUCCGUUUUGAACAAGUGAACGUGUACUCAGCUGACGGCCACAGAAUCAGAUACAGAGCCCCCACAGACUACUGCUUUGUACUGAAGCAUCCUUGCAUCCAGAAAGAGUCUCAGUAUGUUAAGUUCCUUUGUUGUGAAAAUGAAGACACUGUGCUGCUUUGGGUCAAUUCCAUAAGGAUAGCCAAGUAUGGGACAGUCCUCUAUGAGAACUACAAGACUGCACUAAAAAGAGCACAGCAUCCACCAGAUCGAUGCUCCACCAGCUCAGACAACCUCAAUAGUCAAAUCGGCCAGUCUGCUCCUACUCCGGAUGAAUGCAUAGAACAAGAUGAGCCUCCACCAGACUUCAUUCCCCCUCCUCCCCCUGGAUACAUGGCAAUACUUUGAGAAAUAAAAAAAUACAUUCAAAUA
This is a messenger RNA of Boleophthalmus pectinirostris (great blue-spotted mudskipper), 1764 nucleotides long. Its product is annotated as amyloid beta A4 precursor protein-binding family B member 1-interacting protein-like. Gene Ontology annotation, cellular component: cytosol; plasma membrane. The coding region runs from base 298 to 1740 and encodes 480 amino acids. The record is from RefSeq and is a predicted model, not a curated record. Gene Ontology annotation, biological process: signal transduction. The transcript is spliced from 12 exons. NCBI's taxonomy places the organism in Eukaryota, Metazoa, Chordata, Actinopteri, Gobiiformes, Gobiidae.